UCUUGACGUGAUGAUGUUUGUUUAUUUUGACGUUCACUUUGUGUUUCAAACUUGUACGAACUUGUACCUUACAAAUACUAUGACUUCUGGAAAAAAUCGCUCAAUAUAUUUGAGUUUCUGCGUCUAGCAGCAUGAUUUCCACAUUUGUCACCCAACUUCUGAACUAGCAAUUGUGGAACAAUUAAUAAUCUCGUUUUCAUGUCUGGUUAAGUUGUCGUUGUCUUCAAGCCUUUGUUGACUGAGAAUACGCCCCCAACGAUGUGUUUCGGCGUGUUCAAAAGACUGUGCCAUUUGGGGCCCCUGACUGCCCUAGGCAUAAUAAAGUUCGUUACUGGAAUGACCAUGUAUUGCAGUGGAAUGUGGUGGCCCUCCAGCACAACAGGUGGUUUUGUCAACACCAUGUUUUUCAUGGCCUGGUCGGGGUUGACUUUUUAUAACUUAUUAAGUGCAAUGUUCCAUGGCCCAGGCUAUUUAUCGUUGAAUUGGACUCCGGAGAAUCCUGAUGAUUGCAAGUAUCUGCAGAAAUGUGCGAUUUGCCAUGGAUAUAAAGCCCCCCGCUCACACCACUGUAGGAAAUGUGGAAGAUGCGUCCAAAAGAAGGACCAUCAUUGUCCCUGGAUUAACAACUGUGUGGGGUGGGGUAAUCAUGCUCAUUUCACCUACUUCCUAUUUUAUGCCACUCUGGGCUGUAUGCAUGCUAGUAUUGUACUAGCAUGUGCCAUGUAUAGAGCAUUAUACAGAAAUUACUAUUUAGUAAACCAUAUUAGAAACGUGCCAAUUGUGAAUUUAGGACUGAUGGGAUUGGGAUUAACAGUUCUCGCGUUGGGUUUUGCCCUAGGAGUUGUUGUUGCUGUAGGAAUGCUGCUUGUAAUACAGGUACGUGUAAUACUGAGCAAUCAGACGGCAGUUGAAGACUGGAUAUUGGAAAAAGCGAAUUCACGUCGGAAAGCCAGGAAUCAAGAGCCUUUUGUUUAUCCGUAUGAUUUGGGCUGGCGAAAAAACGUUGCGCAGGUUGUGAGCUUAAAUGGGCAACCGAUUGGAGACGGAAUUCAUUGGCCAGUUAGAGAUGGUUGCACUCAAUAUUCUCUUACGAUUGAACAGUUGAAACAGAAGGAAGAAAAACAACUGAGGGCGUGCCAUUAUCAAAUCAUCAAACCGUUCUCAGGCUACUGGUUCCCAAUAGUUUUUGGACUUAAAGUUUGCUACGGUUUUCCUUGCACUGACGAACCAAGACUGAAAUUAGACAUCGGCGAUGUCAUACGCGUAACGAGAUGGAGAAAACAUUGGCUGUUUGGCGAAAAGCUCCAGCCUGAUCUAACAGAGGAGCAGCAAGUGGUCUUCAGACAAAGAGGGUGGUUUCCUAGACCUUGCGGCGUCUUAGUAGAUACUGAAGAUGAGUUUUCUAUGCCAGACAGGUCGCGAUCUACUAUGAAAAAGAAUAAAUGAUUUCUUAGGGAUGUUGGUGUGCAGUGCAAAGAAGGCCUUGAAUUGCUCCUCCAACUCAGAAUGGGUCCAAUUGCAAGAUGUAAUCAGAAAAUGGCCAUUUUCUUUUAAGGCGCUUUUCACGCUGGAGAUGUAUUUAUGGCAGGCGUCUUUAGAGUUCUCGCUCAAGCUGAUCGCAUCGUACGUUCCCUUAUCGUGCACCACGUCGUAGAUACUGCCCAGUCCUUCAACAGCAUUGUUCACUUGGUACUUUAUCUGCAAGCCUUGCUGACCGGCUAUGGCCUUAGCCAAUUGAAUGGCUUCGUCUGAGUAAUCGAGCCCCGUCAGACUUUCAUAGCCGAGUUGGGCCAGUUCCAUAAGAAUAUGCCCAUUUCCGCAACCCACAUCCACAAUACUCUGGCUUUGAGGGAUGUUUGAACGGAUCCAAUUGAUUAUUCUAUCGACAACAUCAUCUCCAAACCACACCUCUCCAGUGUCUCCAUGACUGGAAAAGUUCCUCAUUUCAGUUUUAUACCGGUCUUGCCAGUACUCCAAAGUUCCUAGUUCUGAACUUUCCAUUUCUUUAUCUAUCAUUUUCACUUGAUUUUUGCGAUUUUGCACUUUAAUGGAAUGUUAUGUUCGAUACGCUCCCUGUCGGGUUGAGUUAAUCGAGCCUAAGGCUUUCAAAUGGCUCGAAAAAAUCAGCAAAAACUAAACUUAGGCUAGCUAGUAGUAAACAUUGUGAAUUGGUUAGAUUGGACUAUAUUGAUCUCUAAACUGACAAGAAUAAAAAACCAUGGCUGCCAAA
Molecule: messenger RNA, 2230 nt
Organism: Dendroctonus ponderosae (mountain pine beetle)
Lineage: Eukaryota; Metazoa; Arthropoda; Insecta; Coleoptera; Curculionidae
Product: palmitoyltransferase ZDHHC6
Exons: 9
Coding region: 259-1446 (395 amino acids)
Biological process (GO): protein palmitoylation
Cellular component (GO): Golgi apparatus
Molecular function (GO): protein binding; palmitoyltransferase activity
Source: RefSeq, a predicted model, not a curated record